AUGGGAGGAUUUUGCAGCGAGGACCUAUCAUUUUCGUCAAAUUACAGCUUCUCGAGCUCUCAAGAUCUCAGAUUGUCCAAGCACGUCCAUGACAAUGUUCAUAACAGCAUUUAUCUCGACCCACUCGUCUUGAAAUUCGUUGACACUGAGCAGUUUCAAAGGCUGCGUGAUCUUAAGCAACUAGGGAUGGUCCAUAUGGUUUAUCCAGGAGCUGUACAUUCUAGGUUUGAGCAUUCUCUUGGAGUUUACUGGCUAGCUGGUGAAGUGGUUCAUAGACUUAAAGUCCAACAAGGGCCGGAACUCGGUAUCGAUCAGUUUGAUAUGCAAACUGUGAAACUUGCAGGGCUCCUGCAUGACAUAGGCCAUGGGCCAUAUAGUCAUUUGUUUGAGCGUGAGUUUCUUCCCAAGGUUCUCAAUUCAUCUGAAUGGUCUCAUGAGCAAAUGUCAGUAAAGAUGGUGGAUCAUAUUAUUGAUGAGCAUAAUAUUGAUAUUGAUGUUGAGGCCGUGAGUAGAGUCAAGGAAAUGAUACUUGCAAGUUCAAAAUAUGCUACGAUCAAAAGCUCGAAAGAAAAGCGUUUUCUCUAUGAUAUUGUGGCAAAUGGUCGAAAUGGAAUUGAUGUCGACAAAUUUGAUUACAUUAUCCGGGACUCACGAGCUUGUGGUGUGGGAUGCAACUUUGAGUAUCAAAGGUUGUUAAUGCAGAGUAUGAGGGUUAUGGGAGAUGAAAUAUGCUACCGAUACAAAGAACAUCGAACCAUCCACAAGUUGUUUGCCACACGAGCUGAUUUGUUCAGAACCGUUUAUACUCAUGCAAAAGUAAAGGCUAUAGACCUGAUGCUUGUAGAUGCAUUAAUCAGUGCAAAUAGUCAUUUAAAAAUAGCAUCUGACAUACAGGAUCCUUCGCAAUAUUGGAAGUUAGAUGACACUAUCAUUAAAACCAUCGAGACAUUACCCGACCAAGAACUCAAGGAAGCUCGGGACUUAAUUCUUCGCAUACGCAGGAGGGAUUUAUACCAGUACUGUAAUGAGUAUGCUGUUCCAAAAGACAAAUUGGAGAAUUUUAAGAAUGUCACAGCGCAAGAUAUUGUUUGCUCACAGAAAAAUGGUGGAGUGACACUCAGAGAAGAGGAUGUUGUGGUAAGCAAUGUUCGGAUUGAUUUGGCUCGUGGGAGGCAUAAUCCUCUCGAGAGGUGCUUCUUAAUCCUAUGUGAUCACGCAUUUUCUUGCUCAUAUAUAUUUGAAUCAAGUUCUGAAUGUCUAAUACAAACAUUUCUCUCUAUUGUAUAUACGCUUUCCUUUCUCUCCAGCGUCAUGUUUUUCCAGGAUUAUGAUAGUGAGGAUAAGUUCCCGAUAAGUGACGAUCGCGUAAGUCACCUGCUUCCGACAUCUUACCAAGACAUGAUUGUGCGAGUGUACUCCAAAAAGCCUGAAUUGGUUGGACUGAUUUCUGAUGCUUUCGAGAAUUUCCAGUUGAAGGCAUAUGGGAUCAAAGCGCAAGUACAUGCCACGCCGGAGAAGAAAAAACGAGCCGGAAAAUAA
Molecule: messenger RNA, 1539 nt
Organism: Striga hermonthica
Lineage: Eukaryota; Viridiplantae; Streptophyta; Magnoliopsida; Lamiales; Orobanchaceae
Source: the annotation of a GenBank genome assembly